AAAGACAGCUAACUUAGAAAAGUGAUAAAUUAUGGUACACAUAAACGAUUUGGCUCUUUUGUUCAUUUUUAUUAUUAUAUGUUUCGUCAAAAAUUCUAUUUGUUUAUUGCCGCCGGAAUUCGAAUGGAAAGUUAUAGAUUUUGCGUGGCAACCUGGUCACAAAGAGUUCGCUAUAGCAUCUAACGCCUACAUACCUAAAAACAAUCUUCCUACUGGGAUAGCGAGAUGGAGGGAUAAGCUUUUUAUUACUAUCCCAAGAUGGAAAAGAGGUGUUCCAGCGUCUCUCAACUACGUGUUUUUGAAUGGCAGUCACCAGCAGCCGCUGAUUCCGUACCCGACGUGGGCUGACGCGUUUGUUCCUGAUGGCGCGAAGAGUGUCAGUACGGCUAGUACUGUUGUAUCCGCUUUUAGAGUCCAUGUUGACAAAUGUGACAGGCUGUGGGUAGUUGAUAAUGGCGCCACUAAUAUAUGCGAAAACGUGCGACAGAUAGCGCCACCAGCAAUAGUUGUGUUCGAUUUAAAACGAGAUUCGCUUAAAUACAAGCACUUCUUCAGCGAUGCCGUGCUGCGGGACUCGACUGUCUUCUCCAGCAUUGCGGUGGACAUAGUAGACAACGACUGCCACAACACAUUCGCUUACGUGGCGGACAUGGGGGCGGGCGCGCUGGUCGUAUUUGACCUGCAACACGAUACCUCCUGGCGGCUGGAGCAUAUGCACUUCCAGUUCCAGCAGAAUGCCAGCGAGUAUCAUGUCGGUGGUAUCGACUUCUUUUGGCAUGACGGUGUCUCUUCACUCGCGUUGUCGCAGACUGCGAGCGAUGGGUAUCGUGACCUGUAUUGUUAUCCGACAUCGAGUACCAAGAUGUUAAAGAUAUCGACAAAACUGUUGAGAAAUCCUCACUUCACUCCACAGGACGUAAAGCAUGGAGUAGAGGUGGUUGGUGAGAAAGGCCCGCAGUCGCAAUCAACGGCGUGCGACUACGACCCUAAAAAUAAUGUGCUCUAUUACACUGAGCUCAGUAAAAACGGCGUGGGCUGCUGGAACUUGGACCGGCCGUUCAACUCUGAAAACACGCAGCUGCUCAUCAGUGAUUGUGUUGCACUCGAAUAUCCGAAUGACAUCAAGAUGGACUUUGACGGCAAUGUGUGGAUCCUGUCUGAUCGUCAGGCACGUUUUCUUUACGACAAGAUGGAUUUCACUCAGAUCAACUUCCGCGUGCUAUGCGCGGAGUCGACGGCUCUUAUACAAGGUACUCGCUGUCAGCUGUCAAUGAUAGAGCGAGCUAUAGCAUAUAUAAAGAAGUGACUAUAUGAACUCAAUUAUAUAAUCCUCUUGCUUCUUAUAUGUUUGAUAUUUCAUUGUCUAAUGUGUUAUC
Messenger RNA from Papilio machaon (common yellow swallowtail), 1376 nucleotides. Its product is annotated as protein yellow. The record is from RefSeq and is a predicted model, not a curated record. Gene Ontology annotation, cellular component: extracellular region. Lineage: Eukaryota; Metazoa; Arthropoda; Insecta; Lepidoptera; Papilionidae. The transcript has 8 exons. Bases 32 to 1306 code for a protein of 424 amino acids.